This is a messenger RNA of Nylanderia fulva, 6215 nucleotides long. The record is from RefSeq and is a predicted model, not a curated record. Lineage: Eukaryota; Metazoa; Arthropoda; Insecta; Hymenoptera; Formicidae.
AGUACGGGGCCGGGGGCCCCAGCACUACUGAGCAAAACACUCAGAGAUUCAGUAGCUUACGAGAAGCCUCACGGUUGAGUUUGCGGUUGUUUCGCGCCGUCUGUUUGAAACAGAGCUGUUGAGAAGAUAACUGUAAAUUCACCGUGUGCAGGAAGUGACAGGCGUGUGUAUGGACCUAAGUACCCUAUACCGGUUGCAAAUUCAGUUCGCGAGUGACACUUUGGUUUUUCGAACGUCAAUUUGACUGGGCCCUGUUUGGGCUUUCGUAUCGCUGAACAAUCAACCUGUCAUUUGAUUUGUGAAAACGACACAAUCAUCUAUUUGCGUUUAAUACGUGUGGAUCUCUAUUCACGUUCAACCUGGAAGUCUCUCGUGUAGAUCCUCGAUGAUUGUCCGACGUGGAGUAAGGACAAGGUAAAUGAUGAGUUUACAAUUGCGGGACCACAGUUGGAUUUAACACAAUUUUUCCUUCGAAUUUUCUGUUGGCCGACGUUUUCAAGUACUCUUAUAAGUAUGAUACUCUUGUGAUCGUUACAAGCGUGUUUCGGUUUUACGUUGUUUUUUUUUUUUUUUUUUUUUUUUGGUUGCAACUUAUUGUGUCGCGAGCAACUUGACUGUACUCGUAGCGGCGAAGCUCGCUUACCCCACUUCGAUGUAGUGGUAGUGUAAGUGAUAAACGUCGUGCAUCGCUCCUACCAUCAGGUCACGAUGCCAAAGAUCUUUUUGAUCAAGAAUCGAUUGCACCAGCAGCAAUUGCGGCUGCUGGAAUCGCAACAUCCCAGCAAAAGUCCACCACUUGGCAGCGGCAAGGACAGCCCGCUUGGUAGCUCGGAGCCUCUAAGUCUCAUAGUCAACAAGGAUCAAUAUCGCGACAAAACCGACGAUGACCGUGCAACGACCCCGGAGUCCUUACGGAGUAACAGUCCAGCGCUGUCGCCGCCGCCUACGCAGCAACCGGCGAGCAACGCGAGCAACCCGGCACCCAGACGAUUCAUCUCCAGCAUCCUCGGCGGCGACGUGCCGUACGGCAGCAGGCGUCACGUGCUCACCCGGGCGGAACGGAAGGAGUACAGCAGCCCGCCGAUAGCCUCGGACGAUCCACCCCAGUUCCUGUCCAAGUCGGAAAGAAUCGCUCUGCCGAGGCCGCAGACUCCGCCGAAGGCGCCCCGAAUCGAGCCACCUACCAGAGUUUCAGUUAUCCAGAGGGUGCCGUCACAAGGUCAAUCCGCUUCUAGAAAAGAAGGGAAUAAGAUCGAGAUCGAGAGAGUCGAUCCAGUGCAAGCUCCCGAACCAGAGCAGGAACAACCUAUCGACUACGCCGUGCCGAAACGGAAAGAGGAAGACGAGGAAAAAUGUCGCGAUGGCGCGAUGGCAUCCCGCAAUUCCGGCAUCUCCAUUGCGAGAUCUCUGCUAGCCGUUAAACUGUCCGGCUCUCAGGCGGCGGUGCAGGCAGCCGCAGGCCAUGGUAGAUCAUCGAACUCGGGCAACAGCGGCUCCUCCGGCGGUGGCAACGGUGGUUCCAGCACUUCCUCGCAGUCCAACAGCGGCAUUGGCGGAUGCGGAAGCGGAGCGAUGAUCGGCGGCGGAGGCGGAGGUGGCGGCGGGGGUGGCGGUGCCGUGGGUGGCGGCGCAGGAGCGGGUGGCAUGCCUCCUGGGGGUAACGGAGGUCGCGGUAAUUACGGGCCGAGCUCGCCGCCGACGGGAUCCCUGCCGCCGUUCUACGAGUCCCUCAAGGGUGGCAAUAAUCUCGCCAACUUUGCCAAUCAGUACAACAGCGCCCAAGGAAAUGCAUAUCUAACACCAUUAACGGCAGUUGGGAUCGAAUGUGAUACCGGCCAACAGGACAAUUCUCAGCACGCACAGUACAACGCGCAGGAAGGCAAACAAUAUUCUCUCCUUCAAAAUGUCUGCGCAAAUGUAUGCGCGUCCUACGGCUUGACGUUCAAAGAAGAAGAUGAGGAGUUGGGAGCUUACAAGAUUCAACCUGAUCUAUUGUCUAGCCAGUAUGCUUCCUAUGAUGUCACCGACGCGGGCAUGAUGGUGGACAUGGUGACGGGCGCCGUGGUGGACCCGUUGCAAUUCACUACCGGUACCCUGACUUUCAACUCGCCCUCCGAUCACACGGCAUUACUGGAGAGCCUCAGCGAUGCCGCCGACCUUUUGUUGCCCAGGUUGCAGACCGAGGACGGAGGCAGCGAUCUUUUAGAAGAAUCGUUGCACUCGCCCGCCUCGACUGGCAGCAGCGGAAUCGGUCAAGAUGCCGGUCAAAUGACCACUCCCGUCGAGCCCAGCGUCGAUCCUUUCCCCGAGCAUAGCAUGGCCUUGACCAGAGGUUUUGACACCAGACACUAUACGACUCCUCAACACUUUAAUGCUUCCAAGCUCUCGAGCUUAAAUUAUGCGACUGGAGAAUCGAAUUAUCAGCCAUUGUCGAAGGAACGCCAGGAACUCGCGUUGCACGUCAAUCAAAAUCAGCAGCACCAACAAGAUCAGCAGCUGCAAAUUCAAGUUCAAUUGCAACAGCAGAAGCAAACUGCCGCGUCGCCGCACCAGCAACAGCAACAUCAAGGUCUUCUAAGCCCCGGAUUGAAUUUUGCCAAUAGUGGUUUAGAGUUGGACUCUAGUAGCAGCGUGGGUGGAAGUCUGCCCAGUCCUGGCACUGCUAGCUGUUCUUUGGAUGGGACCUCGUCGGGCACUUCACCGUCGUGCGCAUUAGCGGAACACGCGCAUAGUCCGGUCGUAUCACCAACCACGGUCGCAGGGCAAACCGCUGGACCAGUUGGAGAACCUCCUCUUUCGCAACGGGUCGGUGUACUUCAACAAAGGCUGGGUUUACCGAAUGACUGUCAGCUAGAAUUUGUUAACGGUGGUCAUGGCAUAAAGAAUCCUUUAGCCGUCGAGGGUCAAAGGCAGGCUCCAACUACUCGAGAUGAAGAGAGAGCGAAUCGAACUCCGCCUGCCAAGGUAACACAGGAUGACGAUCCCAAUCGCUUCACUUGCCGUGUGUGUAGCAAAAACUUUAGUCUCCAGCGGCUUCUUAAUCGUCACAUGAAGUGUCACAGCGACGUAAAGCGUUAUCUUUGCACAUUCUGUGGAAAGGGCUUUAACGACACUUUCGACCUCAAGAGGCAUACGAGAACGCAUACGGGAGUACGACCUUACAAAUGUUUCCUUUGCGAAAAGAGUUUCACGCAAAGGUGCUCCCUGGAAAGUCACGGCCAGAAGGUCCAUGGCGUUCAGCAUCAAUAUGCCUACAAAGAGCGACGUGCUAAGAUGUACGUUUGCGAGGAAUGCGGACAUACCACGCAUGAGCCAGAAGUACACUAUCUGCAUCUGAAGGAGCAGCAUCCUUAUAGUCCGGCGCUACUAAAGUUCUACGACAAGCGGCACUUCAAGUUCACCAAUAGUAACUUCGCCAAUAUGUUGCUCCAGGGUGGCCUGUUGCAACGGGACUCGCGGAAUACGGACAGCUGCGGCCUCGCGGAGCGACGAGAGACGGUCUCGAAGAGCACCGAGGCGACACGCCAACAGACCACGACCAGCUUUUAAAUCCAUCACCUUGAACCUGGCGACCCGGGCGAGUGACGUCGCGCGAAAAAAGUACCUGCAGGUGGCUCCCAUAGCGGUGACACUGGAACACACAACAUCCAAGUCCGAAGGCGACAGGAUCGCAUCGCGUAGGAUCCGUGUGAUCGAUUAGAUUCCGCCGCUUCAAAUUCAUGGGUAGAGGAGGAAGGCGAGAAGAGGACGAGAAGAAAAAAUAACACACAAAAGAGUAAGAGAGCCGCGGUAAUAACAAGCGAUCGCGAAAUACUGUCUACAUGGUACAUUUCGUGUGAUCGAACAAUUGUUAUAUUAUAGCUUUUCUUUUACUUCUCUUGGAACUUGUAUGAUUAAGUUCAUACGUUAUUCUUUCUUUCUCGGACAGUUCUCUAAAGAAGAUGGUACCAAUGAAACAGACACGGAAAAUUCAUAUUUGAGAAGGAAUAGUACGCAUAGCGUUCGCCGUAUUGAGCAAAAAGAUCAUUUUUUUUAUUUAUUAAAGUGAUUCACAUGAAUGAUACACAUCGUUUUUAAAUUAUAAUAUCUAUAUAUAUAUAUAAUAUAUAUAUAUAUAUAUAGUGCGAUUAUUUUCUAUGCGUCGAGCAGAGAAUUUUUAAAACGGACUUGUAAUUAUAAAUCUCGCUUCUACCCAACAUUUUCGGACAAUGUUCUGAAUGUUUUAAUUAUUUUUUAGAAUAUCUUCUUUUUAUAGUUUGUAGUAUUUUUAACUGUUUAGUUAAUUCAGAUUAACUAUACGGUUAAUUAACAUUUAAUUUAAUAAAAUCUUAGAAUAUAACGACUGAUACUGAAUUACAAAGAAAAUGCAUAGAACAUACGUAUACUCAUUUACACGCGUCGAGGAUGCGCACGUGCGCAUGCAAAAUACAUACAUACAAUUACACACCGUUAAAUGCAAUUGCAUAUGUAGAUUUUAGAUGGAAUAUUAAUAGUGGGCCGGAGGCGCGACACCGAGCAGACCCAAAGACUCGGAUAGAACGUUUCAGGAAUGCGGAUCAUCCUCGGCGCAUGAGCCGAGGACAGGGAGAAGAGCGCGAUACGGAUGAUUUUUUUUUCUCAGAGAUUUACGGCGAGUUACGUUACUUUUCGACUCGAUGGGUGAACAUGCGCGCGAAAAAUGGAAUUCUUGACGUCGCGAUUAUUAGGAAGGAAUGUAGUUUUCCGAUCGCGAUUUACGUCACGAAUUUUCCAUUAUUUUUGAUCGGAGCAUUGGGGAUAUACGAGAGAAUUUUCAAGUUGCUUAAACGCGUUGCAAAGCAGAACAAGACUCUCAGUCGAUGGACUGACCUUGCACUUUACCAUUAUUGAAAAAAUCGAGAAUUUCAACUGUCGAUGUUUAGAAGAAUAAUCAGAGAGAGAGUCAAUUUCUUUUAUUUUCAUGGGACAUGAGAUAGUUCAAAUAUUUUCUCGAUUCAUGCUCUUAACUUGAAUGGCACAUGAAAUGGUGUUUCGUUUUUUUUCGUUUUCUCUAACACAAUAACUAGACUUCGGAUUAUAUGCAAAUUACAUAUUUGUUACUUUUUGCACAUUUUACGACAACAUGUCGACGACAUGUGUGAUAAUGUGAAAAAAUUAUAAUAGUUUCAACUAAUUAAUGUUUAUUAAUUGAAAAAAUUAUAAUUUAUUCACAUUCAUGUUCUUGUAGAAUACGCAAAAAUAACAAAUAUGCAAUUUGCAUAUAAUCCGAAAUCUAACGAUAACAAAUACGAAUAGUAAGAAUAGAAUACUAGUUUAGAAGAAAACUACUAUAUUAUUUGAAACACUUGAAAAGAGGAAAUUGACUGUAAUUAAAAUUAAUAUUUUUAUUUUGUCCUUAAUAUAAUCGAUGAUUUUAUUAUUGAGUCGAGACGUCUUUCAACUGAAAGAAGAUAAAUUAAAUCAGUCACUAUAUAAUGGAAAUACAAUAUCGCUGCUUUUUUAAUUAAAAGUUUUAAUUAAAAAUUUUAAUUUAGUUAUCCUUACAGGGAUUAUAUUUCUAAACACUGAUAGUAUAAAUAUCCGUACACACACAUAUAUAUAUAUUUAUAUAUAUGUACGUAUGUGUAUGUAUAACAUAUAAUAAAGUCCCCAACCGACGCGCACUUUGGGUAAUCUGUGAUAUGAUAAGAGUAACAGAACAAUUCACUCGCUCCUUUACGCACCCGACUUAGCUUUUCCGCUCUUGCACCAUGGUUCUUUGGGCUUGGGGAUGGGACAGGAGAGGCACCCAUACACACUGAUUUCACACUUAAACACACACACACAUACACACACAUGUAUACACACGAAAAACACAUAAAACGGGAUUUCGUGCAAUUUUAAGGUGGUAGGACUUGGAUCGGGCAUAACCGGUAAUAUAUUUCAGCUCGAUUCUUUCCAUCGUAAAUACACGAGUCGUAGAUUCGCUCUUUGCGGUGAAAGUAUAAAUUUGCGAGCUUUAAAUCUAUAAAGCGUUCUCAAUACUGUGUUGGUCGACGAGCUAAUUGCGAGAUUGGAAAAUUAACCCUUUGAAACGCAAUAGUUGUGUUACGGCACAUAAUUUUUCUGUUUACGCAACAUUUUACACAUAACGGCGUCACAUCUCUGCAUUACAUUCAUUAACAUUACAUCGAACUAAUAACAUCGAGAAAAUAUAUUUAUCUGUAUUAUAUAGAUUAUACAUUUUGUUUUAUAUA